GCAUUCUUGGCACUGAAGGACACUUUGUGUUCAGGGUCACCCUCAGCGCUUCAUCGGGAGAGGCAUAGAGACAGGAGAGAGUGAGGUAGCAGACAGUACAUCCUGAGAGGUGAGACAGCACGACUGAAGAGGAUCUUCAAGGAGAGAGACAGACAGGCAGACAGAAAAGGAAGUGGGAUAUAUCCGUCCUACAGAUUUGCACCCAGAGGACUUCACCUGUUUCUUUAAAGAAAGCGUGCCAUUUGGGGGGUUACUAUGGAAACCAGGACGGUGAUGCAGCGUGAGCGGGAGGAGCAGUCGUCCAUGAUGUCUCAGAGCAUGCAACUGUCCUCCCAGAUCCAGAAGAAGACCUUCACCUCCAGUGAUGAGGACGCCUCCUACUCUGAUUUCUAUCCCAUCAUCCCCGCUGACCUGAUGUCCGUCAAGGAGCUCCUGGACAUGGACAACCUCCCCCGCCACAGGACAUGGGAAAUCCUGAAGGAAACUCUGGCUGCUAAUAAGGGGUAUCGGAGAGAUGAGUGGACCAUGUUUGGGAACGAGGCUGAGAAGGUGGAGCUGGAUGUGAUCAGGAACCAGCGAGUGUUACGCAAACGCGUUGACACCAUGGCACUUCGCAAGCAGGCACAAAACAAGGCGUCUGCCCACUUGAGGUACCUGGAGCGUCUGAGUCAGAGGGCCCCAGACUUUGCGGUCCCCCUGAGGGCCCACACUGUGUGGGAGGGCAUGACCGUCACCCUGUCCUGUAUCGUCCAGGGCUGCCCGCCCCCAAAGGUCACCUGGUUUAAGGAUGGUUGGCCACUGAGGAUGUCUGAGCAACCAUGGAACUACAGUCUUCAGCAAAAAUUUGGUGUAAACUCACUGGAGAUCAGAAGGUGCUCUCCUGAUGAUGCUGGAAAGUAUAAAGUGGUGGCCAAGAGUCUCCUGGGGGAAGCGAUGACAUUUGGAACACUUGUUGUGAACUCAUAUCAAGGAGCAGUGGCUGGUUCAGAGAGUUCCAAGACCCCCAUGAAAUAUGAGAAUGCAGCCCAGUUUGGCAGCACCUUCCCCCCAACAUGGGUGAGAGAGAAUGAGAGCUUCACGCUGCAAUGCACCUUCACCUCGGCUCUGCUGCCCUCCCUGCAGGAUGUCACAUGGUUUAGAGAUGGCAUACAGCUGCAUCCGUCGAACACUGUAGACAUUAAAACAGCUGAUGACAACGCCUCCAUCACUUUUAAGGCUGCACACAAGGAACUUGAAGGUGUUUACACCAUCCAACUGAGGACCUGUGAUGAAAUCCAGGAACACAGUGCUUUCGUCUAUAUCGAAGAUGCAUCAGCGGCGGUGCUGGGAGGCCCCGCCUCUCCUCUGGCCGUCCAGGUGUCUGAUGUCAACAAGGACUACGUCUUCCUGACCUGGCAGCCCCCCAGUGCUGAUGGUGCCUCACCUGUGGAGGGUUACUAUGUGGAGAGAUGUGUUGUCGGGGAAGGGGAGUGGGUGCGCUGCAAUGUAAAUAUUCAGAAAAUGUGCUACUACCCUGUGUCCGGGCUAAAGGAGGGAACUCUGUACCAGUUCAGAGUUCGUGCUGUGAACCAGGCUGGAGCAGGACGCCCCUCCAAGGCCACCGAGCCCGUCCUCACUGCAGACCCGCUGCAACACACCAGGACCACAGUGGUCAAAGUGGACAGAGGGAGGACGAUCACCGUUACAAAAGAUGAACUGGAAGGUGAGGUCAAAGCUCCGUUCCCUCCAACAAACGUCCACGCCUGCGAGGUGAGCGACACCUACGUGGUGUUGAGCUGGAGCGAACCUGAACCCAGAGGCAAGGAACCUCUCACCUUCUACGUGGAGCGGUCCCUGGCAGGGAAGAGCAGCUGGGAGAUGGCCAGUCUGGAGAUGGAGGUCAACUCUCCGCGGUUCCCCGUGCUCGACCUGAUCCAGGGUCAGCAGUACCUCUUCAGAGUGCGCUCCAUCAACAGGCACGGUGUCAGCGACCCCUCGGAGCCCAGCGCACCCGUCUCCUUGGGAACACAAGAAGCGGUGCCGGCUGCUCCUCACUCUGUGAUGGCCGUCAGAGACACGGACACCUCGGUGCUGCUGCAGUGGAAGGAGCCCGAAGAGAAAGACGACGUUCUGGGUUACUACCUGUACUGCAGCGAGAGAGGCAAACAGGACUGGAAGACUAUCAACAACAAGCCUGUGACCAAAAACAGAUUUACAGUCCACGGCCUCAAGAACCGACAGGAAUAUGUGUUCAGGGUGAAGUCUGUGAGCCGGGCGGGAAACAGCAGCUACUCAGACGAGUCCCCCCCCAUCCUCGUCAAAGCCGCCAUAUCGGUUCCCUCUGCUCCCUCUGCCAUCGCCCUGCUGCUGUGCACCGGGUCAGAGAUGGUGUUGGGAUGGAGGGCCCCUGCGCGUCACGGGGGAGACCCUGUGCUCGAAUACUACCUGGAUCAGAGGGAGAAGGGCGGGAAAAUGUGGAGAGAAGUCAACGUGAAGCCGGCCAAAAAGAGACAGUUUAAGGUUUGUAACCUGACAAGUGGAGACUUCUACCAGUUCCGUGUGUUUGCUGCCAACAUGGCCGGCGUGGGGAAGCCGUCUGAGAGCAGCGAAGCUUUCCUCUGUGAGAAAUGGACCAUGCCAGAGCCAGGUUGCCCCUAUGACGCGGAGGUCAGGGAGGUGAGUGCCGGCUCUCUGGUGCUGCUGUGGGCCGCCCCGCUGUACCAAGGUCAGGGUCCCGUCACCGGAUACUUCCUGGAAAUCAGCGAGGGCGACCAAUCAGACAACUGGACUACUGUGAACGAAAAGCCGAUCACUGACACACAUUACAAGGUCUCAGGUCUUCAGGAGGGUCACACCUACCGUCUCCGUGUGGCGGCUGUCAAUCAGGCUGGAGUCGGUCCCGCCUCCCUUCCCACCGAGCCGGUCACAGCUCACACCACAGGUGCAAAAAACAUCGAGAUUGGAGUGGACGACGAUGGUUUCAUAUUUCUGGGCUACGAGGCUGAGGGGACGGACGAGGAGAGCAAGUUUCUGUGGAACAAAAACUACACCGAGCCCAUUGAUGCCCAAAGAGCUCAGGCAGAAAACACGAAGUGCGGGUCUGUCCUCACCUUCUCAGACCCCUCUGAGGAGGAUCUGGGUCUCUACACCGUGGAGACCAGCGACAACCCAGACCUGUCGUCCAGCUAUGACUUCACGGCUGAAGACCUUGAGAGACUCAAAGAACUCAGCUGGCAAGUCAGAAAUCCACUGAUAGAUCUGAAGUCGGGCUGGCAGGUGGAGGUUUCUGAGAAAGGUGAAGUUCGUCUCUGGCUUCAGACUGAGAGCCUGAGUGAUGAGGCUGAGCUGCGUCUCAUCUUCAACGACAAAGAAAUCAGCAGCUCUCCGCACCGUAAGAUCACCUUCGACAGGGCCAGCGGUCUGGUGGAGGUUCUGUUCGACCAGCUCUCUGCAGAGGACGAGGGCUCGUACACGGCGCAGCUGAAGGACGGCCGCGCCAAGAACCAGUUCACUUUGGUCUUUGUGGAUGAAAAGUUUCGGGAGACGCUGGCCCUGGUUCAGAAAAACCGGCGUGACCAUAAGAGAAAGUCUGGACCGUAUUUCGAGGAAGACUUGUCGUGGAGUGUAAAUGAGGAUUGUGAACUGGUUAUAAAGUGCAAGGUGACCAAUACACACAAGGACACGUCAGUGAAGUGGUUUAAAGAAGGCGUGGCGGUGACGCAAGUCGUGUACGACCAGUCAUCAGGAGUCAGCACUCUCACCAUCCCACAGGUUACAAAGAAAGAAGCAGGUUCCUACAGAGCGGUGGUGACAGAUGGGAGAGGAGAGGAUGUCAGCACCUUGGAGUUACUGGAUGACGAGUAUGACCAGCUUCUCCAGCAGCUAAGCAAACAGUGCGCAUUGUCUGCCAGCCCUCUGAAGAUUCAGAGCACUGCUUUAGGUUUCAAGCUCUACUGCUCACUCAAAUACUAUAUAAGCUACAUGAAGACCAGUUGGCACCUCAAAGAGAAGAGGAUUGACCAGGAUGCCAGGACAAAGCCUGGCAGCAGCGUGCAGGAAGUCUGGAUUGAAAUCUGUAACCCGACAGAGAAUGAUAAAGGGAAAUACACGUUGGAGAUGUUUGACGGCAAAGAGACACACAAACGAUAUCUUGACCUAUCUGGACAAAUGUUUGCUGAUGCCUUGCUGGAGCACCAGAGGUUGAAGCAAGCGGCCGUGGCUGAGAAAAAUCGGGCCAAAGUGACAAAGGGUCUCCCUGAUGUGGUGGCCAUCAUGGAGGGCAAGACUUUGUGUCUCACGUGCUUCAUCGACGGUUGUCCGGACCCAGAGAUCAUCUGGCUUCGUAACGACAAGGAGAUUGUGGACCAGGCCCAGUUCACCAUCACAAAGGAGCCCAAGUGCAGCACCAUCACCAUCCACAACGUCACCAUGGCAGAUUCUGGGAAAUACAGCAUCUUUGUGCGCAACAACUUUGGCUCUGAAACGGUUGAUGUUACUGUGAGCAUUUACAAGCAUGGGGAGAAGCCUCCAGAUCACGCUGUGGAGAUGGGUUUUGAACGCAAAAAGAAGUGAGGGAUUUAGUUUGAGAUUUAGUUUGAGAUUUAGAGAUUGAGAUUAGUGCGAACAGAUAUACAGGUGGAUGGAUAGAUAGAUUAUGACAUGGAAUGAUGAUUGUUUUUUGUGUUUAAGGAACGUUUAUUGAGCAUUAAGGAACUUUGUUGUGGUUUUGAAAAAAAAUCUCCUAGUCUUUGAACUCCAAAUAUCUUCUUUAUAUGAGUUUUAUGUUCGUACAGUGCUUUUUUCCCUGGCAAAUGUUCAAUGUAAGCUUCACUUGGUCAAUGGGGUGAAAUCAAUCACCUUUAGCAUGAAGUGUACCAAUGUUAUAAUCCUUAAAACCUUAUGUGUGUGUUAUCUUGACUUUAGACAUUGAUAUCUGCAGUGGCAGAUUUUCACCAUCCAGCUGCAUUUGAUACAUCUUUCCCAUUUUUUCUUUUGCAAUUUGAACUGCACUGACAGACCUAAAAAAAUGCCUAACAAUGUUUAUUUAAAUCAAGAACAUCGGAUCCUGGUAACAUACAGAUGACACUUUCUUUGUAUUAUUUAAACUGGAGACAAUGUGUGCCAUAAAAAGAUAUACUUUGUGAUGGAUAUUGCAAAAUUCUGUUAGUCAAACUCAUUUAGUUGAAGUCAUGGGUGUUGCAUAUACAGAUUGUUUCUAUUUUAAAGUAACUGCAACUUUUGUAAAAAGAAAAUGCACUAUGUUCCUUUCACAACUGAAAAGCUGAAUUCAUACUCAGUAAAAUGCACAAUUAAUCAUUUCGAUACACUCCGAGGAUAUCCUGCUACAGACUCACUUGGUCUGGUAUGCUCAUACAGUAGUAACUAAUGUUAGGAUGUCAGCUAACAUUAGUUAAUUUGUUAAUUAGCAACCCCUAUAUAUUGCUUUAUAACUGCUGUCAGAGAGCCAGUUUGCAGACUUCAACUUUACCUGUGCUCCUAGUACAGUACAUUUUAUUAUUCACCAGUAUUGGAAAUGUUUUUGCUUCCUAAGCACAUGUCAAAAUGAAAACCGCAACUCUCUGAAGCUAAUCAAGCUUUUGGUGAAUCAUAUGUGUGAUUUGUUUGUGUGUGUGUUGUGAAUAAAGCUUA
Gymnodraco acuticeps is the source of this 5628-nucleotide messenger RNA. It is a transcript of the gene myom3, whose product is annotated as myomesin 3. Gene Ontology annotation, molecular function: protein binding. The coding region runs from base 256 to 4551 and encodes 1431 amino acids. The transcript has 37 exons. The record is from RefSeq and is a predicted model, not a curated record. Lineage: Eukaryota; Metazoa; Chordata; Actinopteri; Perciformes; Bathydraconidae.